AUGCAGGAGUCUCCAGGUGCCAUGGGUGUAGAUGGCAGCUAUGCCAGCAAUGUUCCAGCCUUCCUCACCAAGCUGUGGACCCUGGUUGAGGACCCAGAUACCAACCACCUCAUCUGCUGGAGCGCUACUGGGACUAGUUUUCAUGUAUUUGACCAAGGACGAUUUGCCAAAGAAGUCCUGCCAAAGUACUUUAAACACAAUAAUAUGGCAAGCUUCGUUCGACAGCUCAACAUGUAUGGUUUCCGUAAAGUGGUGAACAUUGAGCAGAGCGGUCUGGUGAAGCCUGAGAGAGACGACACAGAAUUCCAACACCUGUACUUCCUCCAGGGGCAUGAGCACAUGCUGGAACACAUCAAGAGGAAGGUAUCCAUAGUAAAGAGUGAGGAGACCAAAGUUCGCCAGGAGGACCUCAGUAAACUGCUGUAUGAAGUUCAACUUCUCAGAACACAACAGGACAACAUGGAGUGUCAGAUGCAGGACAUGAAACAGCAGAAUGAAGUGCUGUGGAGAGAGGUGGUCUCAUUGAGACAGAACCACACACAGCAACAGAAAGUCAUGAACAAGCUGAUUCAGUUUCUGUUCAGCCAGAUGCAGUCCAACACACCCAGCACUGUGGGCCUAAAGAGAAAGCUGCCCCUGAUGUUGGACGAUGGCUCUCCAAGUCCUCCUGCCUCCAAGUUCAGCCAUAGUCACCCAAUGGAGCCAAUGCAUGAACCCUUCUACAUUCAGUCGCCAUCCAGUGACACUGCUUCUUGCUCUACUAGUGGACUAACAGGAGGACCAAUCAUAUCAGAUGUUACUGACAUGUCUCAGGCCAGCAUGGCCCUGCAGAUGCAACCUGAUGAAACCAGGGAGAAGUGUAUGAUGCUUAUCAAAGAAGAGCCUGUGAGUCCAGGUGUGAGAGGAGGAGGGAAAGGAGGCAGUGUAGGAGGAGGAGAGGCUGUAGCAUUGACCUCCUCCUGUGAGGUGUGCUCCUCAGAACCUCCUGUUCUCCCUGUCGCAAUGGUCCAGUCUGUUCUGGAGGGGCGAGGCUCUACGGCCUCUGUGAUGGAGAGGAGGAGUAAGAGACCCGCUCUGGACAGAGUGGAGGUUUCAGAUGCAGUGGAGAACGUGGAUAUGAGCCUGGAGGAGCUACAGCAGCUGCUGCUCAGGAGCCAUCAACAGAGUACUGUGGAAGCUGGGACUAAUGCUGUCAUGGAUCCCUUCAGUUUAAGCCUACCUCUGACUGAAUGGAACUUCACAGAGAUGGAGUCCAACCUCAAAUCAUACAUGUUCCAGAAUCAGGAAGCGGAGGCUUUUCCAGCCACUGGCUGCGAAGAACAGUGACUGAACAGUGCAGUGGACUGUCCUUUCUGAAGUGGGAGGCCACAGACGCUGCUGUUACCCUCAUUAUUCCACUCUGCAUGAGUUUGAUCCAACGGCCCUGCCAGGCUCCUUCCUACUAGUGGCUUUAUUUUCAUUCUUUACACAUCCACAUACAUACAAAACGAACAGGCCUGUAUAGAUCAUGUGCAUUUUUUUUUUUUAAUGAACCGAUGAAAGUUUUUAUUUCCUGGUUAGCUGACUGCCAUUGGCUGUAUCAGCAACUGACUUUGGGGGCAUAACUGCCUGCGUUGGAAAAGACGCUGGUUUUCCAUAGUUACACCCAAAAAACAAGUGUGUUAUGAUAUGACUAUAUCUAGACUCCAACAUUAAGCCAGCUGGAUGCAGAUGGUGCAUUCUUGGCUCCAGCACUUUAGUCUUUGUGUGAGAGGGAGUUCUUGCUUGUGGAAGUGAUUUUUUUUCUUCCUAUAAAGAAUCUAUUACGGAUGUAUACAAAUGAA
Molecule: messenger RNA, 1823 nt
Organism: Lates calcarifer (barramundi perch)
Lineage: Eukaryota; Metazoa; Chordata; Actinopteri; Centropomidae
Gene: hsf4
Product: heat shock transcription factor 4
Exons: 13
Coding region: 1-1326 (441 amino acids)
Biological process (GO): regulation of DNA-templated transcription
Molecular function (GO): sequence-specific DNA binding; DNA-binding transcription factor activity
Source: RefSeq, a predicted model, not a curated record